AUGUUCCGUGCGACCCGCGUCCUCGGCAUGGCCGUCCAGAAGACGACGACGGGCCUCGUGGGCCUCAAGGUGAACCCGAACUGGCGCAACGACCUCAUCCACCUCUACGGCGAGACGCUCAAGGCGACCGCGACGCAUUUGCCCGAGUGCCACUACCGCACGUCGGUGGAGCAGAUCACCAACUUUCGCCUCAAGGUCGUGACGGAAAACACCGAUGAAAACAUUGUCGAGAAGACCGUCAACUGCGGCCAGGUCGAGGAAUUAAUAGAGCAGGCCGAGGACGAGCUGUUCUUGAUCCCCAAGUACGCUGAAUGGCGCUUGUGGGAACCGCCGGUCGCCCCGAAGGACCAGUAA
Saprolegnia parasitica CBS 223.65 is the source of this 354-nucleotide messenger RNA. RefSeq lists its product as hypothetical. Gene Ontology annotation, biological process: respiratory electron transport chain. Bases 1 to 354 code for a protein of 117 amino acids. The transcript is spliced from 4 exons. The record is from RefSeq and is a predicted model, not a curated record. NCBI's taxonomy places the organism in Eukaryota, Oomycota, Saprolegniomycetes, Saprolegniales, Saprolegniaceae.